UGACGGUGUUUUUCAGACGGCGGUGCUAACCGGUGCAGGUGACUUCCGAAGAAAUCCGUUUAUCAAUAAACAGAGUCCGUUAUCACUUUCUCUCCUUCUCACUUGGUACUUUCUCUUUCUGCUUCUUUUGACGGAACGACAUUGUUGGAAGAAGAUGAGGAUCGCAUACGCACGACUAUGGUUUCGUGGAUUCAAAGCUUAUCAUAAAAGAUCUUUAUGAGGUGCUUCUGUUGACUUUGGUGGUAUUUGAAAAAUUCCACACCCACCAGCAAGAAAAACCCUGAAGGAGAUAAGGGAAAAUGGGGGAAGCGCUUCUCACAACGCUAUCUAUGGAGAAUCAUCAUCCAUCCACCCUCUUAUCCAUGGAUUCAAGCGCCAACUCGCAUGAUGAAUUGGAUCGAGAGCUGAAUAGGCAGAUCAUCCUUUCCCGACCGCCCGAUAUCAAUCUGCCAUUGUCUGCAGAACGUAGCCCACCGCCACAAUCGUGGAAUCCUGAUACUUGUGAUAUCUUAGAUGUUGGGCUUGGAUCUCAGAUCUAUGAAACGGAGACCCUCCUCAAUCUCCCCAAGAUAGGCCGGAAAUGUGCCAAGCGGGUAGACAGCAUCUGGGGUGCCUGGUUUUUCUUCAGCUUCUACUUCAAGCCUGUUUUGAAUGAUAAAACCAAGGUGAAGAUCUCCCGUGACAGCAAUGGUGUUUCUGGGUUCGACAAAUCGGAUCUCCAGCUUGAUGUUUUUCUGGUUCAGCAUGAUAUGGAGAACAUGUACAUGUGGGUUUUCAAGGAAAGGCCUGAGAAUGCAUUGGGUAAGAUGCAGCUUAGGAGUUAUAUGAAUGGGCACUCUCGCCAAGGGGAGCGUCCUUUCCCAUUCAGUGUGGAUAAGGGUUUUGUUCGAUCUCACAGAAUGCAGAGGAAGCAUUACAGAGGCCUAUCUAAUCCUCAGUGCGUGCAUGGUAUCGAGGUUGUUCGGGCACCCAAUCUUAUGUGUCUUGACGAGGAAGAGCGGAAAAGGUGGAUAGAACUUACUGGGCGGGACUUGAACUUCACCAUUCCACUAGAAGCUAGUGACUUUGGUACAUGGCGGAGCCUUCCAAACACCGAGUUUGAGCUUGAGAGGCCCCCUCCACUAAAAAGUAACCCGCAACCCCAUCCAAAGAGAUUGCUCAAUGGGUCUGGCCUGAAUUUGUCAACCCAACCUUCUAACCAUGUCAAUGGGGAUGGUAUGGACCUUUCACCUUCCAACAAACGGAGGAAGGACUUCUUCCCACAUGGGAAUGAUGAUGAUUGUUGUUUGCCUAUGAAUUCACAUUCCGAUCGAGUUACUGAUUUGGAGGUCCACCCGAUUGAGCCUCCCUGGUUGAACGAAUUCAGUGGUGUAAUGAGGAACAUAUAUGGACCCGUCACAGCUGCAAAAACUAUUUAUGAGGAUAGUGAAGGAUACUUGAUUAUUGUUAGUGUGCCUUUUGCAGAUCUUCAGAGGGUGAAAGUUUCUUGGAGGAAUACUCUCACUCAUGGAAUUGUAAAGAUAUCCUGUGUUAGUACAGCCCGCAUGCCAUUCAUCAAGAGGCAUGAUAGGACAUUCAAGCUCACUGAUCCAUCACCUGAACACUGUCCUCCAGGGGAAUUCAUAAGGGAAAUUCCACUUGCAACCCGAAUUCCAGAAGAUGCCAAGCUAGAAGCAUACUAUGAUGAGACUGGGACAGUGUUGGAGAUUAUGGUGCCCAAACAUCGUGUGGGUCCAGAAGAACAUGAGGUCCGUGUGUGCCUUCGCCCACAUCUUGGAACCAAUGAGCUGCUGUUGACUUGAAAAAGGCAUUGAAUUGAAAAUGUAAGGGUGGUUGCUAUGCUCAGCGUUUUAUUGUUCACUAACUCUGUAUCAUAAAACGAAAUCUAUGAAAUACAUCCUUACUAAGCAUAUGGCACUCCUGCUUUCUGGCUGCCACUAAUUGCUCUGGUCUUUGCUGUUAUGCAUCUGGUUAGCUUCUUAUUGGAAUUUCUCCUGAGCUGCAAAUUAUUUCCCAAAGUUAAUGGUAAGGAUUCUGCAACCUUGAAAUCUUUUGAUGUUAACUUUGGAAUCAAAUGGAUACUCUGUCCUAUUUUCUUGUAUCUAGUCUUUUGCAGACCUUGGGUGUAUGGUUGACAGAAAAAAAUUUCCUGUCACACUUGACCCUCUAGGUACCCUGAUGGAGAGCCAUUCUAUAUACAUUAAUUGGAAAUUUUCAUGGAUUUGUGUUGUUGUAGGGCUUGGGUCCAGUAGUAUUGUUCUCAAUGUAGUAUACUUGAUCCUGAGUAUGAGUAAUUGUGUUCUUGGUAGGUUGUUUUUUAUCCUUAUGGUGUCUGUAGCUAUGUUGUUACUCUUUGCAGUAUGGAUGUAUAUGUCAAGUUUUUGUUUGCUGUUGGAACUGGACAUAUUUCAUUACUUGUUCAGCAGCAGAGUCAAGUCUAUUAA
This is a messenger RNA of Telopea speciosissima, 2444 nucleotides long. RefSeq lists its product as uncharacterized. The record is from RefSeq and is a predicted model, not a curated record. The transcript has 2 exons. Lineage: Eukaryota; Viridiplantae; Streptophyta; Magnoliopsida; Proteales; Proteaceae. Bases 300 to 1802 code for a protein of 500 amino acids.